Molecule: messenger RNA, 854 nt
Organism: Pelagomonas calceolata
Lineage: Eukaryota; Pelagophyceae; Pelagomonadales; Pelagomonadaceae
Source: the annotation of a GenBank genome assembly
CACAAACAUUUAGGACCUAGUCAUCUCCGCGUCGCCGCCAUCCGUGUCCGGCCCGGGACAGGGAAACUUCCUGUCGCUGCAGCAGACCCGCGCGCCGUCCCCGCUAAACUUCCCGCCGACGUCGCGGCACCUCAACAAUUCGAUCUCGUAGCGGAGCGUCUCGCCGGAGGGAACCCACCGCGUCUUGAGCCCAGCUUUCCGCGUUCCAUACAAGCUCAGCCCCGGGCCGUAGCCCGCAUCGUACGGCACGAUGAGACGCCCGACUUCGCCGGCGCGCAUUUGCGCUACCGCGGCGUCGACGCCGGGUGUGACUCGGCCGUCGACGCGCGGCGCGGAAACGAUCGAGCCGAGCUCGAAGAGGACCGGGCCGCCCUCGUUAAAGGAAUCGAGGAACACGGCGCCGCUCUCGAGCAAUCCGCGAAGGCGCACGGCGACGACGUCUCCCCUUUUCGGCACGGGUCCGGAGCCGUCGGAGACUUUCGCGUAGGUGCAUCCGUUCGGCAGCUCGACGGCCUCGUCUGCAUUCGCUGGCACGGGCGUGAGAGCAAUUACUGCGAGGGCGUGACGUCUGUUCAUUGUUCUAUGCAGCACCGCAUCGCUACGCGCAAGCACCCAGGCUGCAGCAACCAGGAGCACGUGGCCCAUGGAUGGUCUACGCAGCGUCUGCGCUUCUCACGUCGCGUCGAUGGUGUGUGCAAGUAGUUGAGUGUGAGAGCACACGUCCCAAGCAACACAGAGCAGUGCCUGCCUUACGAUCUGUGGCCUGCAGCUGCGAAAAGUGCCCGUUUUGGUCUCGAUUUGGAUUGUAUAUCGAUCGCUAACUGCGUAGCGGCGUGUGCAGCGGCACGAGCUCC